GAAGCCGCGAGCGGUAGUCGUUUUGUGGUGAAGCAGGAGGCGCCAGCACUGCAACAGACAUUUGGACGCGCCUCGUGUGAAAUUUGUGACCGGGCAAGAAAAUUGUGCACUUUUGCUACUCGCUAUCUGAAGUCGACUUGCUGAGCCAGCAAAAAGACAACGAAAAUGUCUUUACAACAGAGAUCUCAACUGGCCGUUACUCGGGAGAAUAACGCGCCCCUUCAAACGCUGAAGAAUGGACUGUCGAAAAACCAGGUCGCGCCUCGCCUGGCGCUCAGUACUCGCAGUACUAACGUCGCAACAGUUACGUCCCAUGUCCUCAAGGCAACGAAGCCGAAACUUCAGCCAGCAUCCUUGAAGCAGACCGUCGUCGAGGUUCCGAAACCUGCGCCGAAGAGCGUCCAGAUCGACAAGAUCCCUCUCCCUAUCGACAUGGUCGACAUCGAUGAAGACGAUAUGGAACAUCUCGAGUUCAGCUCUGUUUACGUGAAAGACAUCUACCAAUAUCUCUUCAAAAUCGAAGGACAGAACGCGGCACACCCCCAGUAUCUCCAGAAGCACCCGACGCUGAGGGCUCACAUGCGUAUGAUCCUCGUCGAGUGGCUGGUUUCACUCCAGGCUCGAUUCAAGCUCCUGCAGGAAACGCUCUUGAUGACAGUCUCCAUCUUGGAUCGAUACAUGUCAGAGACCGACAUGGAAGUCAGUCGUAGCAAGUUCCAGCUCGUCGGCGUCGCGUGCAUGCUGGUUGCUUGCAAGUACGAGGAAAUGUACCUACCGUCGGUCUCGGACUUCGCCUACAUGUGCGACGGGGCCUACACGUCCGAUGACAUUCUACGCAUGGAGCGAAUCGUUCUGAGCACCCUGCAAUUCGAGUUCGCUAAGCCACUCAGUGCGCAUUUCUUGCGCCGCUUCUCUAAGGCCGGUGGGGCGGACUCGCUCACCCACACCAUGGCGAAAUACUUCCUCGAGUUGGCGCUCUACGAUUACAGCUUGGUGCACUGCAACCCCUCGGUCGUCGCAGCGGCCUCGCUUUUCAUCGCUGGACGCGUCACUGGCAUCGUUGAAUGGGACGAAACCGUGCAGUACUACAGCCAGUACAAGACGGAAGACCUGAGUUUCGUUGUUGGCAAGCUGGCCGAGCUGGGUGCUACUGUCGAAACGAACAAGUACCUCAAGACGACCUACAAAAAAUACGCCGCCGAUAAGUUCCAACGCGUAGCGAAGGUCGUCGUGCAGAGCAAAGAGAUCGCUCAACUGGCCAAGAAACCCGCAUCGAAUUGAUGACCUCAUAAUAUACAAAUAUUCCACUUGUAAAUAAGCACCGAAAAUAAUUCCCGUCGUGUAUUCCUCCCACUCGUGACACCCAACUCUCGAAAUGACGUCCUCUUACGAUCUUACCGUUGUCGUCGAGCCUCGAUUGUGCAAGUCAGCAGAGUUGGUCGACAAGCAAACUCCUCAUUCACCGCAGACCCACGAACGGGAAGUUCCGAACCCGUCAUUUCUAUCAGCCUUUAUCCAAUAUACCCAAUCCCCAACGCAAUCACCUUACUUCCGAUCAAGCUCGGGAGCGACACGGAAGCUUCUAUCCUCAGCGUGAGUCACGACAAAGCAACAUAGGGAAGGAAUCACGUCAGCGAUACCAUGUACGGACAGCAAGCGUCGACGAGUAUCAACGGCAACAGUUGCAUGGGCAUUGUAACAGAACGAGUUACAAUAAAACGAUAUCAACACAAGU
Molecule: messenger RNA, 1735 nt
Organism: Galendromus occidentalis (western predatory mite)
Lineage: Eukaryota; Metazoa; Arthropoda; Arachnida; Mesostigmata; Phytoseiidae
Product: G2/mitotic-specific cyclin-B
Exons: 4
Coding region: 166-1281 (371 amino acids)
Biological process (GO): mitotic cell cycle phase transition
Molecular function (GO): cyclin-dependent protein serine/threonine kinase regulator activity
Source: RefSeq, a predicted model, not a curated record